Molecule: messenger RNA, 2244 nt
Organism: Capronia epimyces CBS 606.96
Lineage: Eukaryota; Fungi; Ascomycota; Eurotiomycetes; Chaetothyriales; Herpotrichiellaceae
Exons: 6
Coding region: 1-2244 (747 amino acids)
Biological process (GO): translational initiation
Cellular component (GO): cytosolic small ribosomal subunit
Molecular function (GO): ribosome binding; tRNA binding; protein binding
Source: RefSeq, a predicted model, not a curated record
AUGGCUGUUACUACACAAUUUUCUUUCCGGACUCUCAAAGGCAUCGGCGUGGUUAAUGGUGCACCUAACUACGAGCCACUCUCCGGUUUUCAGAGACCGGAAGGGAAUCUCCGUUGCUGUGCCUACUCGCCGUGCGGCCGCUACUUUGCAUGGGCCUCUCCUGAGAACGUGAGCAUCAUAAACCCCGACACCGGAGCGAUCAUUUCCACUCUGCCAGCCGAGAACGUUUUCGAAUUGGGGUUUUCACCACUAGGGACCUACGUCAUCACCUGGCAACGAUCCGUCAAGGACGAAAACGGUGACGCCGUCAAGAAUCUCAAAGUGUGGCUGGUCAUCGAUGAGAAGGCGUUGGCAGAGGGCGUUGACAAAGAACCCAUCGCGAGAUUUGUCCAAAAGUCGCAGACCGGCUGGAACUUGCAGUAUACAUACGAUGAAGCCUUCUGCGCGAGAGUGGUUACAAACGAGGUGCAAAUUUACGAAAGUCAUGACCUGACAAAUGUCUGGAAUAAGAUCCGGGUGGAAGGUGUCGCAGACUUUGCGGUCUCGCCUGGAAAAGAUCAUGCAUUUGCCUUGUUUGUGCCUGAGAGAAAGGGUCAACCGGCUGCCGUCCGAGUAUACGCCGUGCCGAAUUUCACCACCCCAGUAUCGCAAAAGAAUUUCUUCAAGGGCGACAAAGUGCAGCUGAAGUGGAACGACGACGGUACUUCUUUGAUUGUGCUGGCACAGACGGAAGUCGACAAGACCGGCAAGAGUUACUACGGCGAAACCACCCUGUAUUUGCUCAGUGCCAAUGGCGGGUUCGAUUCGAGGAUAGAUCUGGACAAGGAAGGCCCUAUUCACGAUGUCUCCUGGUCUCCUCGGUCCAACAGCUUCGCUGUUGUCUACGGUUAUAUGCCAGCCAAGACCGUGAUCUUCAACUCCAAAGCCCAGCCUGUUCACAGUUUCCCUCUGGCGCCACGAAACACCGUCUUGUUCUCGCCCCACGGGCGUUUCGUUCUUGUGGCCGGAUUUGGUAAUCUUGCUGGACAGAUGGACAUCUAUGACCUAGAGAGGAACUUCGCAAAGAUCUGUACGAUCGAAGCGAGCAACGCAAGCGUUUGUGAAUGGUCCCCUGAUGGAGUGCAUAUCUUGACGGCAACGACAUCUCCUCGCCUGAGAGUUGACAACGGUAUUCGCAUAUGGCAUGCCAGUGGCCCUUUGGUGUAUAACCAAGAUCUGAACGAGCUUUAUCAUGUCUGCUGGCGACCACAACCUGCAUCCUCGCAUCCUCUGACUGCGAACCCUCUCUCGCCUAUACCGGUGCCACAUUCCAGCGCUCUGGAGUACAUGGCAGCGCGGAAGACACCCAGCAAGCCUGCUGGCGCUUACAGACCACCAGGGGCACGUGGUCAAGUUACUCCAUUGGCCUUCAAGCGGGAAGACGAGGGCGGUGCGGCGUAUGUCCGUGAUGGUCUCUCCUCGUUCUCAAGCAACAUCAAUGGGUUCGGCAAAACUCGUCAGCGCGUUGUACCUGGUUCCGAGCCAGUUGAGGACAAAGCGCCGCUACCGCCUGGUGCGGCGCCUGGCGGUGGCGUGAGCUUGACUGGGACCGGAGAGGGAGCAGAUGGAGAACCGCUGUCAAGGGCUGCCAAGAAGAACGCAAAAAAGCGAGAGGCCAAGAAGGCUGCUGCGGCCGCCGCAGCGGAACGUGAAAAAGGAGCAGGCACAAACCUUGCGCCGGAGCAGACUGCAGGGCCAGGACAGAGUCCAAGUCGAAGUCCGGAUGGCCGGGGUCAUCAACGUAGUCGGAGCAGAAACUAUGUGCCUGCUCCAGGCCUCGAGCCACCAACCGGACCGAAGAAAGAACGCAGCCGAAGUAAUAGCAGACGCCAACGGGGCGAUACAAACAGCUCGACGCACAAUCAUGCCAAUGGUACUGCCAAAGGGCCCAGUCAUGCUCCGGGAACACCAAAUCAGAAGCCUCGCACUGCGCCUACGAACAUCAACACGACUACGCAAGCUCCCCUGCCUACCACAGUUCCACAAGCCCAGACCCCGCCUGAGCUAGAGGUCACCAGCCCCAUAACUCCUGGUGGCAACCCUCAAGAAAAGAAAAUCCGAGGCCUCCUUAAGAAGAUUAGGGCGAUUGAAGAUCUCAAGAUGCGGUUCGCAGGUGGUGAGAAAUUGGAGGAUACCCAGAUGCGGAAGAUUUCGACCGAGGAUUCUGUGAGGAAGGAACUGGGAAGUCUGGGAUAUAAUGGUUGA